Messenger RNA from Scomber japonicus (chub mackerel), 3619 nucleotides. It is a transcript of the gene afg3l2, whose product is annotated as AFG3-like AAA ATPase 2. Gene Ontology annotation, molecular function: zinc ion binding; ATP-dependent peptidase activity; ATP binding. The record is from RefSeq and is a predicted model, not a curated record. Bases 111 to 2567 code for a protein of 818 amino acids. Gene Ontology annotation, cellular component: membrane; m-AAA complex. Gene Ontology annotation, biological process: mitochondrial protein processing; protein-containing complex assembly. Lineage: Eukaryota; Metazoa; Chordata; Actinopteri; Scombriformes; Scombridae. The transcript is spliced from 17 exons.
UACAGAACGAACAUGGUGAAGCUCUGCCCCGUGUAAAGCUGUUUGUCGUUGUGCUCUCCGCUGUUUGUCCCGGUGUGUCCCGGUUUGUCCCGGUGCUCUCCGGUGUGAGGAUGGCUCACCGAUACCUGCGGCUGUCCGGCGGCUGCAGGACGCUGUUCCGCCUUCUGCUGCCCUCCAGGAGGCUGGUGUGUCAGACUGCUGUUGGACAGGUGGAGGGGGGGCGGAGCCUGCUGACGGACCUGUUAGGAGCUUACAGGACACUCAGCUCCAAACCUCCUAAAGGUUUUGAGAAGUAUUUUCCAGACAGUCAGAAAACUGCCAAACAAAGUGAAGCUGAAGCCAAAGGUACGAAAAGCAAACCUGCCAACACUCAGAGAGCCUCUGGGAAGGAAGCAGGAGGAGGUGGAGGAGGAGCAGGAGGAGCAGGAGGAGGAGGAGCAGCAGGAGGAGGAGGAGGAGGAGCAGGAGGAGGAGGAGCAAGAGGAGGAGCAGGAGGAGGGAAACGAGGAGGCCGUAAGGAGGACUCUCACUGGUACAGUCGGCUGCAGAAGGGCGAUGUCCCGUGGGACGAUAAGGAGUUCAGGAUGUACUUCCUGAGCGGCGUGGCGUUCUGGACGGCCGUCACGUAUUACUUUGUGCUGAGAGACGGAGGCAGAGAGGUCACCUGGAAGGACUUCGUCAACAACUACCUGUCCAAAGGAGUGGUCGAUCGAUUAGAAGUCGUGAACAAACGUUACGUCAAAGUGGUUUUCUCUGCGGGGAAGACGCCGGUGGACGGACAGUACGUUUGGUUCAACAUCGGCAGCGUGGACACGUUUGAGAGGAACUUGGAGACGGCUCAGUACGAGCUCGGCAUCGAGGGCGAGAACCGGCUGCCGGUGGUGUAUUCCACCGAGAGCGACGGCACCUUCCUACUGAGCAUGCUCCCCACAGUGCUCAUCAUCGGCUUCCUGCUGUUCAUGCUGCGGCGGGGGCCGGCGGGGGCGGGGCGUCCCGGCCGGGGGAUGGGGGGGCUGUUCAGCGUCAGCGAGACGACGGCGAAGAUCCUGAAAGACGAGAUCGACGUGAAGUUCAAAGAUGUGGCGGGCUGCGAGGAGGCGAAGCUCGAAAUCAUGGAGUUCGUCAACUUCCUGAAGAACCCGAAACAGUACCAAGACCUGGGAGCCAAGAUCCCCAAGGGAGCCAUCCUGACCGGUCCUCCGGGGACGGGGAAGACGCUGCUCGCCAAGGCGACGGCGGGCGAAGCCAACGUGCCGUUCAUCACCGUUAACGGCUCCGAGUUCCUGGAGAUGUUUGUGGGCGUCGGCCCCGCCAGGGUCAGAGAUCUGUUCGUCAUGGCGAGGAAGAACGCGCCCUGCAUCCUCUUCAUCGAUGAGAUCGACGCCGUCGGACGGAAGAGAGGACGAGGAAACUUCGGAGGGCAGAGCGAGCAGGAGAACACUCUGAACCAGCUGCUGGUGGAGAUGGACGGCUUCAACACGGCCACCAACGUCGUCGUUCUGGCGGGAACAAACCGGCCCGACAUCUUGGACCCGGCGCUGAUGAGACCGGGACGCUUCGACAGACAGAUCUACAUCGGCCCCCCCGACAUCAAAGGACGAGCGUCCAUCUUUAAAGUCCACCUGCGUCCUCUGAAGCUGGACGCUGAGAUGGACAAAGAGGCGCUGGCGAGGAAGAUGGCGGCUCUCACACCUGGGUUCUCAGGGGCCGACAUCGCCAACGUGUGUAACGAGGCGGCUCUGAUCGCCGCUCGCCACCUUUCAGACGCCAUCGACCAGAAACACUUUGAACAGGCCAUCGAGAGAGUGAUCGGAGGUUUGGAGAAGAAGACUCAGGUUCUGCAGCCGGAGGAGAAGAAGACGGUGGCGUACCACGAGGCGGGUCACGCCGUCGCCGGCUGGUUCCUGGAGCACGCCGACCCGCUGCUGAAGGUGUCCAUCAUCCCGCGGGGGAAGGGGCUCGGCUACGCUCAGUAUCUGCCCAAAGAGCAGUACCUCUACACCAAGGAGCAGCUGCUGGACCGCAUGUGCAUGACUCUGGGAGGAAGAGCCUCCGAGGAGAUCUUCUUCAGCCGCAUCACCACCGGAGCUCAGGAUGACCUGCGCAAGGUCACCCAGAGCGCAUACGCACAGAUCGUCCAGUUCGGGAUGAACCCGAAGGUGGGCCAGGUGUCCUUCGACCUCCCCCGGCAGGGCGAGAUGGUUCUGGAGAAGCCGUACAGCGAGGCGACGGCUCGGCUCAUCGACACCGAGGUCCGAACCCUCAUCAGCGAAGCGUACCAGAGGACUCACCAGCUGCUCAGCGACAAGAAGGCCGAAGUGGAGAAGGUGGCGCUGCGGCUGCUGGAGAAGGAGGUUCUAGAUAAGAACGACAUGGUGGAGCUGCUGGGAAAACGUCCGUUCGCAGAGAAGUCGACGUACGAGGAGUUCGUGGAAGGAACCGGCGGCGAGGACGAGGACACGACGCUGCCGGAGGGCCUGAAGGACUGGAACCAGGAGAGGAAGAACCGGGAGGAGAGCACGGAGGAACAGGUGGCCCGCCAGAUCUCUGGAGGAAUGCCUUUCUAGAACCGACACGCUCCGGUGUGGUCUCUAUUUGAGGAGGAGAACCCGCUCACCGACUCUGAACAUCAGAACGUUUGCUCACUCUUUAAAGUUCUUAGACGUUUGUGGCGGUGGCGCAGAACCUCAGACGCUGCCCACGUUCUCAAAGACCAAACAUGAAGAACGUUGUCUGGUUCUGCUCUGACCUGCUUGUAUCGCUAAAGCUUCAUUCUGUUGCAUUCUGUUGGGUUCUGGGUUCUACUGCCACCCCCCUAAAUGCUGCCCACGUGUGUUGUUUGAAGUUCUAGGUAAACCAUGUCUCCAUCUGCGAGGCGCAGAACCCUCUCACUGAAUGAGAACCUUCUACAGUUCUAGAUGUUUGCAGAACCACCAAACUGUGUUAAGAUGCAGGGAACUCUGCACAGGAACGUUCUACAGAACCUCCAACAUUCAGAUGAAGGGUUCUCCGUGAAUUACACCACACAUAGAUCACAAGAACAUGCUCAUCAAGUGUCCGAUGUUCUAAGGCUUUCUAGGUUUCUAAAAGGUUCUCCGUGUAGUGUUAUAAAGUCUGCACAUGUCCACAUGAGCUUCUCACUGUUCUCCAUGUUCCGACUAAUAGAACCUUUAUUACUGCUCUGAAUAGAAAUCAUAGAACUGUAGAACCGUUCUGUGUUCUGUUGCAGCUUUGACCUGGAGAACGUCUGCGGAACGUUCCAGAGCAGCGACGUGGUUCCUCGUCUGCGGCCGAACCUCCCACCGGUUCUGCUGUUUGAAAAAAUGUAAAAAACUUUAUUUAUGAAGUGGAGCGAGCGCGGUCGCCAUGGUAACGGCACCAUUUAAAGGACUGUCCGAUCAGUUAUUGAUUAGCUAGCAUGCUGUAUGAUGGGUCAGCUCCUGCUAACUGUGUAAAGAUGUACAUGUGACUUCAUGAUGUUUUAAUAAAGUCAAACAUCAAUAAUCAAUUAUUCACUUAAUGUUUAUCAAAUGUGUAAUUUAUUUUAAUAAACAGAAAACUGAAGAUUAAAGAUUUAACACAAGAAAAGUAUUUAAAAGCAAUCAUUAAAUAAUCACAU